GUGAGUUUCGUUAAGUUAUCUCUUGUUACAUAAACCUACAUACUUUUUGUGUUUGACAAAAUCGGUUUGGAGAAGUAAGCUUCAAGUAAGGUGCAUGUACAUCCCCACAGAAGCAGCGUCAGUUUGUCGGAUAUGGACGUGGAUUCAAUCCUGGAGGUUGUUGGUCUAUACAGUCGGGUGCAGGUCCACAAUUUUGUUAUCUUUAGCCUCUCAGUGUCGCUUGGUAUCAUACAACUCACCUCAGUGGCUAUCACAAUCGACCAAUCAGUGGAGCACUACUGCAAGCCUUCACCCGGCUUUACGGCCAAUCAGACGACGCCUUUUGUGGACAAAAAUGGCCGCCAGGUCCCCGACAGUUGUCACAUGUUCGAUGUCCGUAAUGGGUCACUGACAGAGAAUAUAACAAACUGUCAGAAUGGAUGGGUGUACCCGGGCGCAGACCACGGAGAGACUAACGUUUUGACUGACCUUGAUCUCGUGUGCGAUCGGAGCAUUUUAGCCAGUACCCUGAUGUCUCUUCACUUCGCUGGUACCCUCGUUGGUGCUUAUGUGACGGGUCAGGCGGCGGACAUUUUUGGUAGACGACCUGUUGCGGUCAGCUGCCUAGCCCUGACGAGUAUAAUCGGCGCGGCGAUCAGUUUCACCUGGAACUUGGAGCUCAUGAUGGCACUCAGGUUUCUACUUGGAAUAGUUUUACCGGGAAACACAAUAAUUGGCUACAAUCGCUGCGUCGAGAUGUUCACGCCAAAGACGCGUCUUGUAGGCAGCAUGACGAAUCAUUACUUCGCCACAUUCGGGUUGGUGAUGGUUGCACCCAUUGCAGUCCUCCUUCCAAACUGGAGACACUUUCAACUUGCUGUAUCCCUCGGUUGUCUCCCACUCCUGCCCCUGCAUUGGUUCUUUUCUUACGAGGCGCUUCGCUGGCUGGUGCAAAAGGGCCGUCUGGACGAAGCGGAAGAUAUCUUACAGAAAAUCGCCAAAUCGAAGAACGUAAAGCACGAAGGGCGUUUCCUCUUACAUGUAAGCAAAGAUGAUGUACCACUCGCAUUGCGUAGCCCAGACGAGGAAACUCCGGACAACGUAUCCGAACAAGUAAAUGGUAACGAGUCAGCUCCGUUUGUGUCAGGACAAGAAGGAAAGACGCAGAAUGGACCGACAACCGGACUUUGGAGAGAGAAAGUUACAAGCGAUGUUGAAGACAAGGGUGGGAAAAGGACGGUCCUAGAAAAGCCAGACAGAAGGUACAAUAUUCUCGAUCUUUUCAAAACAAGGGCCCUCAUCAAGCACACAACCAUCGUCUACUACAUGUGGUUUUCUGUAUGCAUUAUGUACUUCGGACUUCUUGUCUAUGCAACGAGUUUGACGGGGAACAAGUACCUGAACUUUUUCCUGUUGGCCCUCGUGGAGGCACCUGUAUAUUGCCAUGAUUACUUCGUCGUAAGGAGGUUUGGUCGCAGAAGGCCUAUUGCGUUCUUCUUUCUGGCAAGCGCCGUGCUGUGCAUCUUGAUAGGCUUUCUGCCCGAGAAAACAGCUGAUGGCACGGAUCUGACGGUGUUGAUCGUUGUCGUAGCAAUGAUCGGGAAGUUUUACGUCAAUGCCGCGUACGAGCUGACAAUGCUUGUAGGGGCGGAGGUAUUUCCCACCGUGUUAAGAAAUGUUGGGCAAGGCAGUGCGGUUACAGUCGGCAGGGUUGGCUCCAUUGUCGCACCGUUUAUUAUCUAUUUGAAGGACGUGGCGAGCUUCUUACCAAUGACCAUGUUUGCUUCGUUGUCGCUGGUAGCCUGCCUGAGCGUACUUUUGCUGCCUGAGACCACAAACCGACCGUUGCCAGAGACGUAUGAAGACGGCAGUAAACUCACAGGGAGUACAAAGGGCUCCCUCUGAGGGACCCUUAGUCUGGUUCCCUGACAUGACGAUCCCGCUAGCCUCUCUUAUCAUAGAUCGUAGGUCAGGUAGUCGUCACAACUUAAUCACGACGCAACGAUGUCAGGGACGCCCUUCUCUCUUUCGGGGUUCAAAACGCCUAGUACACGUACGGUGGGUCUUAAAGAAAAAGGAUACUGGGCAUUACCAUAGGCAUACAAUUCACAAAUGUAAGCUUUGAUUUAAUGAACAUUAAACUUUCUGGACAAUUGUUUUUUUUAUUACUAACUUUGAUUUUGUUUUAACGGCUUCAAUCAAUGAAUAUGUCUUGCAGUAUAAAAAUGGUUAAAUGUAACAUUAAUAUAAUUGAAUGUAACAUAUACAAUAAAUAAUGUUCAUGCACUUUGUGAACAAGGA
Messenger RNA from Patiria miniata (bat star), 2280 nucleotides. Its product is annotated as organic cation transporter protein-like. Gene Ontology annotation, biological process: transmembrane transport. Gene Ontology annotation, molecular function: transmembrane transporter activity. The record is from RefSeq and is a predicted model, not a curated record. The transcript is spliced from 11 exons. Lineage: Eukaryota; Metazoa; Echinodermata; Asteroidea; Valvatida; Asterinidae. Gene Ontology annotation, cellular component: membrane. Bases 133 to 1884 code for a protein of 583 amino acids.